AUGACAAAUGAACAGAAAUUAAAGAAGAAACUUGCAGAUGCAAGAGGAGACAACAGAAAGUACCUCAAAGAUGAAGACCUUGACUUCCUUGACCAACAAAAGGUCAAAGUUAUCUAUGUUUCCCCUAAAAAACAAGAAGAAAGCAAAGAAUCUUCUUCCAAUCAUCAAGAAGAAGAACCAUCAUACGAAGAAGAAGACAUCCAAGAACCAUCACAAUCCAAGUCAUCAACACUUGAUACAGAACAUAAAGAGAUUAUGCAGCCAAAAUCUCCAUUUUUACAGAGAGAUUUCUCAAGCCAGCUCGAUUCAGAACCAGAAGUCUUCAGGCGCAAGAACAGACAUAGAAUACCUCAAAGAAAAGUUAUCAGAGUCGUUGAAACUGAUGACCAGGCUUAUGAAAGAAUGUUACUCGAAAAAGUGUCAAACCGCCAAAUCCCUUCAAUUACUGGCACUUAUUAUGAACGAACUAUGAAGGGCAGGAUUGAGAAUUAUGAGUCUGAAUCAGAACUAGAGCGUAAGGAGAAGCUGAGAUUGGAGCAAGAAGAGGAAGAAAGGAAGAGAUUAGAAGCAGAGAAAUUAAAGGAACAAAAGAGGAAGAUAAGGCUUGGAAUAUUGUCAUCAUCAACAGAAGAUCAACCAGCAGAAGAGAACGAGAACGUAAAAGAAAGAGAUGUAGAGAUAAUUCAAGAUAAUUUAAGCCAAAUUUCGGAAGAUUCGUCUGUUGUAAGACGCCGUGAAGAAUUAA
Molecule: messenger RNA, 745 nt
Organism: Trichomonas vaginalis G3
Lineage: Eukaryota; Parabasalia; Trichomonadida; Trichomonadidae
Exons: 1
Source: RefSeq, a predicted model, not a curated record